AAAAUUUGAACAAGAAGCUAAUAGCUUGACAAUUACAGUGAAAAGACUUGAAAGUCUAGGCCUUUUCAUGUCCCCUUCAUCAAUCAAGGAGGCCCCAUUUUUUUCCCCUGUUCUCAUGGAACCCAAGGGCUCAAAGCAACAGCCACAAGAGGUGCCCACCUUCCUGAGUCGUCUCCCACAGCCGGACAUGGCGGUAAACAAGCCAGCAGAGAUCAAAGACUUCCAGAUUGUGGCUGCAAACAAAGAUGAUGGUAAGAAACAAUUAGUCCCCAAGAGAAGUUCCAACAAAGAUAGGCACAAAAAGGUGGAUGGUAGAGGUAGAAGAAUAAGGAUGCCAGCUUUAUGUGCAGCUAGAAUUUUCCAAUUGACUAGAGAAUUGGGCCAUAAAACUGAUGGAGAGACAAUUCAAUGGCUGUUACAGCAGGCUGAGCCAUCGAUUAUUGCCGCCACAGGUACUGGGACUAUUCCAGCUUCAGCUCUUGCAGCUGCAGGGGCCUCUGUUUCUGAUAAGGGGAACUCUGUAUCGUCCGAUUUGCACUCAAAGUUGGAUGAGUUUGGACCAGGUAUGGGAAGUAGGACUAAUUGGAAUAUGAUGAGUGGAAAUCUGGGUAGAUCCCAUGUACUAGCUGGGGUGUGGCCUUCUAUAACUGGUUUUGGUUCAGGGUUUAUGCAAAAUUCUGGUGUAUUGACACCUAAUCCAGGGAGCGAAAACUCGAAUUUUAUGCCUAAGUUCGGGUUUCAUGGAUUUGAAUUUCAGAAUACGAGUUUGGGUUCAAUGAGUUUGUCUACAAUUUUGGGUGCAACAACUAGUCAGCAACUUCCAGGUUUGGAGCUUGGACUUUCUCAGGAGGGUCACAUGGGCGUUCUGAAUUCUCAGCAACUAAACCAGAUUUACAACCAGAUGGGACAGAACAGAGCUGGUUCUACAACUCAUCAGCAACAUCAUCCAGAUAAGGAUGACUCUGAAGGAUCAAGACAGUAGAAGUUCAAAAGUUGGGUUUGUUUGAUGAGGACUUAACUGAUAAACAGGUAGCUUUGAUAAGGAGCAUAGUGAUCUGUCAUGGUUCUCUAUGUGCAAAAGAGAAACUGGAGAAAUAUUGAGGAGUUCAUGAUUUCGGAUGAUGAAUUGGGCUCAUGGAUUGAAUUUCCGUUUCUCUUGCUGCAUAGCUCAUCUUGGUUUUCGCAACCAGUUUGGUCUAUGAAGAGCUGAGUGGUUUGAAGGUUGAUUGUGAUUUUCUAAGUAUCUAUCAAUUUUGAGGUGUGUUAUCAAUAUUGGAGUAAUUUUUCAGGCACGUUUAAUUGCCUUCUACCCAACAAAAAAGAAACACUUGAUUGCUUGGUUUUGUUACAUCUAAAUGGAAGUAGCCUGCCUAUGUGUCAAAGUAAACUUGGGAUUUCCACAAUCACAACCAUAAUUGAGACAAUAAUUUGGUAUAUCUCUAGUAGAGACUUGUGGUGUUCGGUUGCAAUUAUCCAUCAGAC
Ilex paraguariensis (yerba mate) is the source of this 1482-nucleotide messenger RNA. The record is from the annotation of a GenBank genome assembly. NCBI's taxonomy places the organism in Eukaryota, Viridiplantae, Streptophyta, Magnoliopsida, Aquifoliales, Aquifoliaceae.